CGCUGCUCACACACUCCGAGUCGCUGGCAUCGCUACCGGAAGUCGGGGCGCGCGGGCGCCGGCCCCCGACCCGUUCCAACCCGCGCGCCUGCCGUCCCGGGGUUCGUCGGCGCGCGCCGAUUUCCGUAUCCGGCUCCGGACGUUUCCGUUCCUAGUGGGGCCCAUCUAGGAGGUAGGUAUGUGGACAUGCGAGGUCGGUUUCCAUCGCAGGGAUCGUCAAAGUGUGCUUUUGCCGAGGUGGCCUGCCUCGGUUCUGGAGUCUUCCUUACCCAGCGUCUCUGGUAUAUGGUGUCAAAGGCCCUUGCCCGGGAGGACUUGGGUGACGUGCCUGUAGAGAUGGCCCCCACUCCACGUGGAGCCGAGGGAGAAGGGUGCCAGGAUUUGUAUGUUCAUUUGUGGGGCCCUCGUUAUAUGCCUGGGUAAUCGAGAGGUCACGUAUGCCAUACCCCUCACUGUUUUCGAUUACAGAGCUCUCUUGUUCUGGCUUCCUAGACUUUGUAGAGAGUUAGAAUGAGAUGGGUCCUCCAGCCUCUUUUUUUGUUGUUGCUAGGAAUGGAACCUAGCUCCUUAUACAUACCAGUGAGCAACACCCAAAGUCCCUUCAUUUUACCAAUGAGACAUAGAAAGAGGAAUGACCUUCUUAAGACCAUCUGGCUGAUAAAAUGUGGGGUUUUACUAGAGUCCAGGCUUUCUGCUUACACACCAGUCUGCCUUCCAUCUGUUCACGGUAGUUUCAUUUUCCCUCUCUGUGGGUGGUUCUGAUGUCUCCCUUAAGCUCUAUAGAAAAGUCUUAUCUUAUUUUUUUACCCAGGCCUAUGGGUGCAGGUACCAGGAUCACUUUCAUCCCCAGGGUUUUCUGCAGACCUGGACAAUGGUAUUCGACAGAAAAUGAAUCCCUCGUCUUCCUUCCAUCCAUAAGCCACAUUUCCCAGCUGCUCUCCCACCAUCCACUGUCCUCAUGUCUACCAUACUCCUGAAUCUGGAUUUUGGGGAACCUCCCAAAAAGGCAUUAGAAGGCAAUGCCAAGCACCAAAAGUUUGUUAGGAAGCGACGACUCUUGGAACAGAGAGGUCUUCUGAAUAAAAAGAACCAGCCCCCUAGUAAGAUACCCAGAUUGCACUCAGAAUCUCGAAAGAAAGGGGAAACUAGGAAAGUAGAUGGCACUUGGAAAACCCCUCCACUCCCAAAAAAGAAGACAGCUACUUCCAGCAGUGGGUCAGAGCAGUCCCUGGACAAGAAAGCAGUAUCAUGGUUGACCCCUGCUCCUUCCAAGAAAACUGGUUCUAUUGUGGCUAAAAUAGAUUUGCUAGGGGAGUUCCAGAGUGCUCUUCCAAAGAUUAAAAGUCACCCAGCCUGCUCCCAGAAGAAGGGCUCCCAGAAGAAGCCCUGUAAGAAUAUCACCCAGGCUCAUUUAGAAAAUAAGUGCUCCGGAGCAUCCCAGAAAUUGCCAAGGAAGAUGGUGGCAGUUGACUGUGAGAUGGUGGGUACAGGACCCAAGGGACAAGUUAGUUCCUUGGCUCGAUGUAGCAUUGUCAACUACAAUGGAGAUGUGCUUUAUGAUGAGUACAUCCGUCCUCCCUGCCACAUUGUAAACUACAGGACCAGAUGGAGUGGCAUCCGCAAGAAGCACAUGGUGAAUGCCACACCCUUUAAGAUUGCUCGGAGCCAGAUCUUGAAGAUACUCUCAGGGAAGAUAGUGGUGGGACAUGCGAUCCACAAUGACUUCAGAGCCCUGCAGUACUUCCACCCCAAGUCUCUCACCCGAGACACUUCCCAAAUACCCCUCCUCAACCGGAAGGCCAGCUGCCCGGAGAAUAUCACCAUGUCUCUGAAGCAUCUGACUAAGAAGCUGCUGAACCAGGACAUUCAGGCUGGGAAAGAUGGACAUUCCUCUGUGGAAGAUGCCCAGGCUACCAUGGAACUGUACAAGUUGGUUGAAGUCGAGUGGGAACAGCACCUGGCCCAGAAUCCCCCCGAAAAACUAGCAGCUGUGGAGAAACAGGCAGCAGGAGGAGAAAUGGGACAGUAGACCAAGGCACAUCUCUGCCAGCUUCACAUCUAUAGGAGCUAGAAUUACUGGGGAGAGUUAGGCUCAAACCCAGACCUAAUAUCCAUUGAAAUUUCAUGUCAGCUCUUGUGUUCCAUGUCUGGUUAAGUGUCCAUGGGAGGGGAAGACUUUGUGUCAGAACCCAGCCCUAGACUGUUGACUCAUAAAUGGUGCUAACCACGGGUCCCAGGGUGCUUUGUCCCAGUCAAGCUUUUUGACUUUGAGGGGGCAGGGCAUACUGAGAAAUUUAGUUUCUCACACUGCCUUAUCACUAGGGUAGCCCUGUGUCUUUUUUGGGGGUGGGGGUGGGGGGUCUUGUUCAAGGCCUAGACUGGCCUUGAACUCUUGGACUCAGAUAAUCCUCCUGCUUCAGCUUUCCAAGUAGCUGGGACUACACAUGUGCACAACUGCCCAGCUUAUCUCAUUUUAUGCCUUUCUUAAGUAAUUAGCAGGAUUCUUUUACUUUCAAAAGUGUCCUGAGUGGGCAUGGUGGUAUAUGCCUGUAAUCCUAGCUACUUGGUAGGUGGAGGUAAGAGGAUUGCAGUCUGAGGUUGGC
Castor canadensis (American beaver) is the source of this 2603-nucleotide messenger RNA. The record is from RefSeq and is a predicted model, not a curated record. Lineage: Eukaryota; Metazoa; Chordata; Mammalia; Rodentia; Castoridae.